Caenorhabditis elegans is the source of this 1563-nucleotide messenger RNA. It is a transcript of the gene adsl-1, whose product is annotated as Adenylosuccinate lyase. The transcript has 3 exons. Bases 14 to 1126 code for a protein of 370 amino acids. NCBI's taxonomy places the organism in Eukaryota, Metazoa, Nematoda, Chromadorea, Rhabditida, Rhabditidae. Gene Ontology annotation, molecular function: N6-(1,2-dicarboxyethyl)AMP AMP-lyase (fumarate-forming) activity; (S)-2-(5-amino-1-(5-phospho-D-ribosyl)imidazole-4-carboxamido) succinate lyase (fumarate-forming) activity; catalytic activity. Gene Ontology annotation, biological process: 'de novo' IMP biosynthetic process; 'de novo' AMP biosynthetic process. The record is from RefSeq and is marked reviewed.
AGUUUAUUGUAUCAUGGCCUCCGAAGACAAGUUCGAGUCGGUUCUAUCAACUCGUUACUGUAAGAAUAGUCCACUUGUUUCGAUCCUCUCGGAGACUAAUAAAGCGACUCUUUGGAGACAACUAUGGAUUUGGCUCGCUGAAGCUGAAAAAGAGCUCGGUCUUAAACAAGUUACUCAGGAUGCAAUUGAUGAGAUGAAAUCCAAUAGAGAUGUAUUCGAUUGGCCUUUUAUCCGAUCCGAAGAGAGAAAAUUGAAGCAUGAUGUGAUGGCUCAUAAUCAUGCUUUUGGUAAACUCUGCCCAACGGCCGCUGGAAUCAUUCAUCUCGGAGCUACUUCUUGCUUCGUUCAAGACAAUGCUGAUCUUAUUGCCUAUCGAGAUUCGAUUGAUCAUAUUCUUAAACGGUUCGCAACUGUCAUUGAUCGUCUCGCCGCUUUUUCAUUGAAGAACAAGGAAGUUGUGACUGUCGGACGUACUCAUUACCAGACAGCCUCCCUUGUUACUGUAGGAAAACGUGGUGUACUUUGGGCUCAAGAGCUUCUCAUGGCCUUCCAAUCAUUGUCAGAGUUUCGAGACAAAAUGAGAUUCCGUGGAAUCAAGGGUGCUACUGGAACACAAGACUCGUUCCUUACUCUAUUCGCUGGAGACGAGAGCAAAGUUGAAGCUCUCGAUGAAUUGGUCACCAAAAAAGCCAAUUUUUCUAACCGAUUUUUGAUAACUGGGCAAACCUACUCAAGACAGCAAGACUCUCAGCUUGUAUUCUCCCUCUCUCUUCUCGGAGCUGCUGCUAAGAAAGUUUGCACGGAUAUUCGUGUUCUUCAGGCAUUUGGAGAACUUCUUGAGCCAUUCGAGAAGGAUCAGAUUGGCUCAUCUGCAAUGCCAUAUAAGAAAAAUCCAAUGAAGAGUGAAAGAUGCUGUGCUUUAUCGAGAAAGUUGAUAAAUGCCCCACAAGAAGCACUUACGAUUCUCGCCGAUCAAGGCCUCGAGCGAACACUGGAUGAUUCUGCCGGAAGAAGAAUGCUCAUUCCAGAUGUACUUCUUACCGCUGAAGCUCUGCUUACCACUCUUCAAGUUAGUGUUCUUAAAAUAACAUCUUCGAAGGACUUAGUGUACAAACAGACAAUGUGAAGAAGAUCGUUGAAGACGAAAUUGCAUUCCUUGGUUUGGAAAAGGCAAUGAUGAUGCUGACGGAAGAAGGUGUCGAUCGGCAACAAGCUCAUGCUGUGAUCAGAAAAACUGCGUUGGAAGCAAAACAACUUCAAGCCACACAAAAAGUUGAUAUUCGACAGACAAUGGCCGAUCCAUUUUUCGAUUCAGUUCGCGACCGUGUUGUUGGGCUUGUCAAUAAUCCGAUAAACUUCACGGGGCGGUGUGUUUCCCAGACGGAGAGCUUUAUUGCCAAGGAAUUGAAACCAACAAUUGACAAGUACCUUGAUAAAUCAGCAGGAAAUGUUCAGCUGGAUGUUUGAUUCAUUUCUUAAAUGAUUUUUUGUUGAAAUUGCGUAAUAGAUUAGUUAAUACCCUCGAUAAAAUUGUUUCACUUUGAAUAAAUGAUAAAAUAAAUA